CUUCAAUCAUUGUCUAUGGUUAUGACAGCUUAAGCACCUGAAUAAUUUGCAUAACAAUGAAAAGGUAGUUGUCGGAUGAUCCGACAGAAUGAUUUAAAACCACCCCAGGCUAGUUAAAACCGGUUCUUCUCCGUCGCAGGCCAAAGGUUACAGCAUCAUGGCAUCUUGGAAACAUGACUGACGAAAGAGGACUCGAUGGUCGACCUUCAUGACCUUCAUCAUCUUUGACCUCCCAAUCUGUGAUUGACAUCUACCUGCAUUCUGACUGACGCAACAGUUUGUAAUUGACAACCCAGUCGUCUGAAAUCAUGUUUGCCCAGAGGGUGUCUAAUAACUUCGACCCUGGAUUACCACAAGAUGGCGGACAGGAUCAACCACCUUACCCUAGAUAUGGCCGCUUUUCUCCAGACUACAUCACUGGGCAAUCUGGUGAGGAUAACUCGAGUUGCCAGCAGACAGCCUUCUCAUCUCAGGGUCUCCCCAUGGCGUGUUCUGACGUCGGUUGCAACUGCACAGAUUUUGACCGAUGGAAGAAAAAGGAAGUUCUACCAACCAUCGUGGAGACCAGGUCUAUAACUGUGGAGGAGUUUGAUAGAAUGUCUGCCGGUUCAAGGAAACGAGCCGUCCACGGUACCAGCCAAGAGGCAGCUCUAAAAGGGAACUUUGCUUUCUUCCAGCAAAGUGCAAGCAGGUGGGGCUUUGACUAUGGCAAAACUUUAACCCAUGAUGUGAGUAGAGAAAUCAAGAGAGAAACAACCCGAAAUGCAGCACUGGGUCUACCAUAUCAUGAAGAUAGACCUUCAACACCGUACGUCACUAACCCUGGCGGUCAACCAUGCCUACCCGCGACAGGAGCGCUGCACGCUCUAUGCACCGCCCACAAACGUUUCCUACAAACAUGGAAUGAUGCAGACACGACAAACGAAGGUCUGUGCCGGUCCAUGCUACGUCCCGACAACGAGGAACAACAUGCGGCAUAUGUGGACAAAAAAGUCAGAGCUACAAAACGAAGGUCUCCCGACAGUGAAGUGAGAAAUAAUGGCGCCAAAACGUACCAGGAAAAAUGUGCUUCUCAAGUUCAUUCGGCCAAUGAUGCUUCAUCACUUGCUGAGAAGGCCCAACAACAGCAGGCUACUGCGCAUGACGGGCAGGUCAACGUCACACGUGACUCCAAACAAGAUGGCGGCGCAGGGCCUGCUACUAGUGCGAGACUACCUCCGAAAAAGCGGCGCAGGCUGGAUGAUAUAGUCAUGAGACUGAAAGGAUCGUCCUACUAGCACCGCUAUUUUGACACUUCUUUGUAUCACGAAAAUAAGUCUACCUCCUGUUGUGAUUCACUUGAUAUCGGCACACAUAUUAGAAAUUUUAAAAUGCACGUUUCGUAUCCUAGUUUCUGUGAUGCACAUUGUCAUUGAUUGGUUGGCGUGAUUAUCAUUAGUAUAUAGAACUACUUGAAUAAUAAAUUAGAGAUAUCUUAACAAUCUUUGUACUGUUGUCUGUUGGUUGUUCUCCAUUAAAAAAUAUUGUUUGCA
This is a messenger RNA of Branchiostoma belcheri (Belcher's lancelet), 1532 nucleotides long. RefSeq lists its product as uncharacterized. The coding region runs from base 309 to 1277 and encodes 322 amino acids. The record is from RefSeq and is a predicted model, not a curated record. The transcript has 2 exons. Lineage: Eukaryota; Metazoa; Chordata; Leptocardii; Amphioxiformes; Branchiostomatidae.